This is a messenger RNA of Dimorphilus gyrociliatus, 1020 nucleotides long. NCBI's taxonomy places the organism in Eukaryota, Metazoa, Annelida, Polychaeta, Dinophilidae. The record is from the annotation of a GenBank genome assembly.
UGAAAGCAUCGAAUGCGCUUUUCUGUAUUGUCGGUGCAUUUGAGUCGUGUAUUGAGAGAGAAACUGAAUAACAAGAAAGAAAAAUGACUGAAAAUUUGUGUAAACUGAAAACACGAGCAUAAUUGAGUCAUUAAUCCUUCUUUUAGUAGUCUUUAUAGAAAAUUUCAAAGAAGUUCCUGGAAAGGUAAGCCUUUUUCUGAACGGCAUUGCUUCAUACGAGAAAUAUGGCAAGACUAACUAUCUACUUUGAAUUUGUCGUACUACUUCCACUGAUGAACUGUCAGCUAAUUUGCAACAAAACUAAAGAUCUUGAACUAACUACUACACUUUCAACUGAAUACUAUAGUGAUAACUAUAAAAAUGGCGGAUAUUCUCCAAAGACAACAACUUGUUGGAAACUUAUUGGAGAACCCGAAAAGCAUAUUAGGAUUUACAUUAAAAUGGAUAUUCAAAAAUCAAAAAACUGCGACAAAGAUUUCGUAGGUGUGUACUGGUUGAAUGACAAUAGAACUGAAGAGAUUCAUAGACCUUUAUGCGGAAAUGAAACUUCAAUACUUAAAUUAACAAAUAACCCAGUUCUUCUGGCUUUGGUAGCUAAUGAUGACGAAAUUACUGGUAGUGGAAUUGAAUUUAUAGCUGGAUUAAUAAAUGAAGCAGAUCCUUAUGAAAAUAAUCUGUUUUUUAAAUAUUUACCAGCUGCAUUAGCUGUAAUCAUCAUAAUCCCAAUAAUAUUUUGUAUUGCUUGUGGUGUUUGUUGUUUUUUUCUGUGUUACUACCUUUGUAAAAGAAUGUAAUGUGUAUUAUUUAACAAUUCAGCAAAAGCUAUAACACUGUGGUGAAUUUAACACUUAAUUUUAUCAUAGUUCAUUGUAAACUCUGUUCUAUACAUUGAUUUCUAUGGAUCAAAUCUCAAGGUAAAAUAACAAAAAUAUGAUUUAUAGAUCAAAACCAUAUGUAUCAACAAAGAGAUGGAUCCUUAAUAUUUUUAUUAUAUUCAAUUUUAUUGAAUAAAGAGAUUUU